Oncorhynchus masou masou (cherry salmon) is the source of this 1662-nucleotide messenger RNA. Its product is annotated as galectin-8-like. The transcript has 8 exons. Gene Ontology annotation, molecular function: carbohydrate binding. NCBI's taxonomy places the organism in Eukaryota, Metazoa, Chordata, Actinopteri, Salmoniformes, Salmonidae. Gene Ontology annotation, cellular component: cytoplasm. The record is from RefSeq and is a predicted model, not a curated record. The coding region runs from base 415 to 1305 and encodes 296 amino acids.
AUCACAUCCGGCGGUGAUUGGGAGAUCCAUAGGGCGGCGCACAAUUGGUCCAGCGUCGACAAGGUUUGGUCGGGUAGGCCGUCAUAGUUAAGAACCUAUUCUUAUUUACAGUCUUGCUUGGUUAAAUAAAGGUUACAUUAAAAAAAUGUGUGUUCAGGAAUGUAUUUGUUCUCCAGUCCCUUUAACCUGACGCUAUUUUGAAUACAGUAGCGGCAGAUGUCGUCUCACAUAGGCUGGAUCACAUGGUACGCAUAGUGUGUGACGUAGAAGGUUAUUGGAUAGAAGAGGAAGAGAAGAUGUCUACUGCCAUCCUAAUAUAGCAGAAAAUAAAAACAUCGACCCAAUUCAUUCUACACUCAUCAUUUAGCGGUCUAGGCAACAACCACUGCAUUGUAUUGUUGCAGAACGGUCUCAAUGGCUGUGGCACAUGCGAAACAAACGGUCCUAAAUCCGGUGAUUCCAUUCACUGGGGCCAUACCUGGGGGACUACACCCCGGGGAGAUAGUCCUUAUCCAGGGCACUGUUCUCAAUGAUGCUGACAGGUUCCAGAUGGACCUAUCCUGUGGCACCAGCACUAAACCUCGUGCGGACAUCGCCCUCCACUUCAACCCCCGUUUUAAGGGCUCCCCGUGCGUGGUGUGUAACUCCCUGGUGCAGGAGAGUUGGGGCUGGGAGGAGACCCUUCAGCAGCUGCCCUACAGACAGGGAGCAGCCUUCGAAACGAUCAUCCUGGUCCAUGAUGAUGUCUUUAAGGUGGCAGUAAAUGGUUCUCCUUUGUUAGAAUACAAGCACAGAAUCCCACUGGACAGGAUUGACACAUUUUCUAUAUCUGGGAAAGUCAAGGUGCGCGCCAUUGGCUUUAUACCAAAUUCAGCAAUAUACUCAAUCUCAGGUGACCUGAGUCUCCCUUACAAAGGCAGUCUACUGAAAGGGGUGAGUCCAGGACAGCACAUCACAAUCAAAGGACACGUCAGCAUGUACCCACACAGCUUCACUGUGAACCUCCGCAACAAUGGCAGUGAGAACAUCGCUCUGCACCUGAACCCCCGGAUGAAGUCGGCCAUGUUCAUCAGGAACUCCUACCUGAGUGAGUCCUGGGGACCAGAGGAGAGGGAGCUUCCAGUCUUCCCCUUCUCACCUGGGGAGUACUUUGAGAUGCUGAUCCUCUGCCAGCCCCACCAGUUCAAGCUGGCGGUGAAUGGCUCUCACCUGCUGGAAUACAGGCACCGGGUGCAGGACCUGAGCACCAUCAACCAGCUGGAGAUCAUGGGAGACCUGGAGCUGAUGGACAUCAAGCUGUGGUGACCCAUAUCAGAGGCAAGCUAGGCCACAAUGGGCUAAGCCCUAUUCUGGACGACAGGCCCGUUCACAACUCCCCCACCCUGGGCAGUGAGCAGUGCUUGAGCCAGCCUGAUUAUGGGUUCCAAUGUCUGAGCCAUGAGGUUUACAGCUGAGGUAGCCUUGGAUCUGUUUGAGUGGGUCCACAGGAUUUGACAGUAAUACUUUUAUGCACUAUCUGGUGCAAGGGAGGCUGGAAUAAUGUGUAAUGACAGGAGUAUUAUAGAAACAGCCCCAUUUACACCUUGCGCUAACCUGUGGGUUUUGUGAUCUGAUCAAGGUUUGUUGCGUCUCUACAUAGUAUUAAAAUGUUUCUUAUCCAUC